UAAAUGGCAGCAUUCCAGAUUUGGAAACGUACCUUGGUAAUCUCCUAGUUUUCCUCUCACUUACGGAUCACAUAGAACUGAAACUGAGUAACUGUCCUGGAUUUAUUGAAGCUGUUUGGCCUUGUAUUGAUCUGUACGGCGCUUCUUUUAUAAAAUGCAGUUUUAAUGGAGUAGAAUUAAAUAUGACAGAGCAAGAUCUGAUUCUACAGAUGUCUUCACUAGAAAGUCUUCAGAUGACUUGUAAGCAUCCGCCAGAAUAUCUACUUUCACAUCUGGACAGAUUUAAGCAUUUAAAGGAGUUAGUAAUCAAUCUACAUAAUGAUAUGGACGUUGUCAGAUUCUUUCCAGAUACAUUUAAAGAACUCAGAGAUCUUGAAAAAUUAGUGUUGAAAAAUGUUAACCUGAGUAAAGAUUCUGCAAAAUUAGCCGCAUUUAUUGCAGCCUUCUCUAAUUUGAUAUGUUUUCAUCUUGAAUGUGAUCAUUGUCCUGAAUUUAUGAAAGUUUUUGAAGGACUGUCCCGUAAUGAAAACAUUCAGGAGAUUAAUCUACGAGGACGUUUUCUACACGACAGCUUAAUGGUUCAUUUGGCUUCUCUUUUACCAUUGUUUCUAAAUUUAAAAGUGUUCAAUAUUAAAGAUAUGUACUUUCAGAAUAUGGAGAAAGCAAACACUUUUGUUGUAGCGUUGCCAAAUCUUGCACGACUAGAAGAGAUCUACUUACCUGGCGGCUGUGGGAUACGCAUGAUACCACAAACUAUUAUUCAGCAGUUCCAGUACCUCAGAAAUCUCAGGAUUAUAUCAUUCCCCAGCAAUGUGUUAAAUGAUGGAUGCUUGCUACAGUUAGCACAUGCAGUGAGAGACGGACAUUUAAGCAACAUUGAGAAGCUAGAUCUUACUGCAAACCAUGACAUUACCCAGUCUGGAUGGAGAGACUUUUUCUAGUUGGUAGAUAAUUUGCCAAAGCUCAACAGUCUGUCAAUCAGCAGAGCGUAUGGCAGGGAAAUCAAAGCGGAUCCCUUAACUUUCAUUGCCUUAGUUCAGUGCGUGGCCAGACUUCCUAGUCUAAGGAACUUAUACAUGUAUUCAUGGCUCCUGGAUGAGAAAGACAUAGAAAUGUUUAAUGUCAUGAAAACAAAACAUCCCCAGGGACAGCGUUUUGAGCUCCAGUGGCAGUGGUUCCUACCAUUCCCUGCUAUUGUGAAGGACUAAAUUCUAUAAAAUAUUAGUAUAUGUCAUAUGUUUUCUAGCAGUGAUCCCCAACCAGUGGCUCUGGGGCAACAUGUUGCUCCCCAACCCCUUAAACGUUGCUCCCAGUGGCCUCAAAGUAUGUGCUUAUUGUUGAAUUCCUGGCUUAGAGGCAAGUUUUAGUUGCAUGAAAACCCAGUGUAAUGGCAAACAGAGCCCUCUGUAGGCUGCCAAAUAGCUAAUAAUAGCAUUUAAUUGAGACACCCCCAGGAACUCUUUUGCACACUUGUGUUGUUUCCGAACACUUUUUUUCAUUUAAACGUGGCUCACAAGGAUCAAGGUUUUAUAGCUAAGUACGAUCUAAGCAGUGGGCCGGAUUCAAUGAAAUUAAAGAAACUUCUCAUAAAAACCCAAUUAAGGCCUAUGGGAUUAUCAGUAAUUCACUUAUUUUAAUGGAAGGUUUUCUUAUAGUAUAUGCAAAUAUUAUCAAGUAUCUGAACGCCUAGAUAAUGCUAAUAAAAAUAUGAGUAAUAAAAUAUAUGUGUUUUUCUUGAUAUGGUGCUACUUAUGUGUGCAGAGCUGUACAGCAGGGCAAUAAAGGGGAUAGUAAAUACAAAUAAAUAUAAAGUGCAGUUGCAUUAAAGUGUAAGAAUGGGUGGGUAAUUAACCAAGACAAACAGGGGUUAAAAUAGGUGUUAUGAGAGUGCUCCAAAAGGUAAAAUCCACUGAACACUUUAUUAGGGCCUUCUUACUGAUAAUCCAGGAAAUAAAAUAUGCCUCUGAGACAAAAAGGCUGCACAUUUUAUAUACAUAUAUCUGCAUUCAUACCAGGGGAUAAGCAUUACUCUAAAAUGAGUGUGUUUUUUGGGUGAGGGGUGAUUUUAUGGCCUAGGCAAGGGUUGACUAAAUCAUGUUAAAGCUGUACUUGAUCUCUUUUUUUUUAAACCAUCUUUCUGUCAUGCAGAGCAUUCCAGGUUGGACAGGCAGCUGAAAUGUUAAAGAUGCUAGCAGCAGCAGUUAUGUAUCCAACUGAUAAAACAUACAUGAUUGUAGAAUAUACUAUAAUUCUUGAACUAACAAUAUAAUUAUAUUGACAUAACUUUGUUGUGAUUAUAUAUGUACAGUAUAAUAUGCUGAAUAAAUUGAUAAUUAAAUGACA
Molecule: messenger RNA, 2343 nt
Organism: Xenopus tropicalis (tropical clawed frog)
Lineage: Eukaryota; Metazoa; Chordata; Amphibia; Anura; Pipidae
Gene: naip.3
Product: NLR family apoptosis inhibitory protein gene 3
Biological process (GO): negative regulation of apoptotic process
Molecular function (GO): cysteine-type endopeptidase inhibitor activity involved in apoptotic process
Source: RefSeq, marked provisional